Maniola jurtina (meadow brown) is the source of this 1912-nucleotide messenger RNA. RefSeq lists its product as uncharacterized. The record is from RefSeq and is a predicted model, not a curated record. Lineage: Eukaryota; Metazoa; Arthropoda; Insecta; Lepidoptera; Nymphalidae. The transcript has a single exon. The coding region runs from base 82 to 1911 and encodes 609 amino acids.
CUCCCGCACACUCCACACUCACUUACACACAGAGACACACACAAACACUACUCAGAUAACACACAAACUUUUAAAAAACAAAUGGCGGAUCUUAAAACUAAUUUCGGUCUCCUGGUGGGUAGCGGCUCAGUGCCCAAAUCCCACCCUGGCACCCAGGCGACGUCUACCGACGGCGCCCAGGGCCCAGGCUGCCCCACCGUAUCAGGAGGGGGCAAAGACCCGCAAACCAUCGGUUCGACAAUGAUGAAAACAACGACCUCGGCUACUAACAUGGACAUGUCCUCCCUUGCCGAAGCGAUCCCUGUGCCUGCCAGCGCAAGCACAUGGACGCUUGUGGCCCCCAAGCAAAGACGGAAAAACAAGGGGAACAGGACAGACAGACGGACACGAAAACAAACGGACACACAGGCAGACGAACAGACGGACAAAUUGAAAAACAGACCGACGGACGUUAGGGAAAACGGAGGCGGGAAGCGAAAGGAACCCGACUGCCCAAGCGCGGACGCCAGCCACUUGGCCGGAGGAAGCAAAGGUGGAAGCGAGGGACGACCCCCACUAAGUGGCGGCCGGCCUUCUGCGGACACUGGCGCAACCCCUGGCUGUUCCGCAGGCGAACAGGCGAGCGGGCAGGUAUCGGCCCCCGAUCGCAACCCUAAUGCCUCGGGGGAGUCGAGCACCAACACUGUCGGGGCUGGGCAAACCGCAGUCGAGGACAGGGGGAACGAUGGUGGUCACACUGACCCCGACGGGAACCCAAUCCAGGCGCGGGGCGCAACGGGCCCUGGCGGUUCCAACACCGCUCGACCCCCAACUACAACAACAACAAAAACAACAUCCAACAAACCUACAGAUAAAACAGACGCACCAAAGACCUUGAACCCACCUAAAGCGAGGGCACGCCCGCGCUUUAGGAAGCGGAACAGGGGACAGACAAAAGACAGACAGGACCCCGGGACGUCAUCUAGUCAGACGAACAAGAAAAGAGACAGACUUGACGACACGAUCUCACCCAGGGGGGAACACAAACGCGCACGGACUGACGACAGACACACCCGAGAUGCGAAGGGCUCCUAUGCCACAGCAGUCCAAUCGCAUCUGAGCGUCGCUGUAACCACCACUCCCAGAGUCGACCUUACCCAAGAUGAGGCGAAUGCCAUUCAGGCCCAGAUACAGAAGGCGAUUUUCGCGGCCUGUAUCGAGCCUCUGGCACCAGGCCAAACCCGAUACGCCCCGGCGUUUGAGGGCAAGGCCUUCCUCAGCGAGGGCGUACUAAAAAUGUGGUGCCACGAUGACCAAGCCUGUAACUGGCUCAUAAACGUGGUGCCAAAACUAACAUCACCCAGGAGCGGAACAGGGCUCACUGUGAUAAGACAGACCGAGAUUCCAGUCAGGGUUAGGUCGGGACUUUAUGUCCCUGACUACGACGGGGAGAUAGGCCAGCUACACCAGGUCCUAUCUCACCAAAACCCCUGGUACGGAGUGUCACAGUGGACCCUGUUCAGCUACCGAAGAACAACCAGCAGCCCUCCUGGUGUGUUCCUAAUAUUAGGAAUCCCAAAUGAAGAGCUGCCAACGAUUCUGGCGCGCGGCAGGAAGGUCGCCUAUUCCACGGGCUCCAUCUACAUCAGGUUCUUCACGAGUGAAGGACUAAGUGAUGUACCACCCGGGCAUGACUCAGCGCCUGAAACUCGAGAGGAGCCUGAUGCGGAUCGGGCCAUGGAUGUGGAUGGACCAACCGGCCAGCUCCCAGUGACACCUGAGCCUUCCGUGAGCGCUGUCCUCGACAACAUCGAGGAAGUUCUGGCGGACUCCCGGACCAACACGAAACCACGGGAGAGAAAGGCGACACACAACGCUCCAGACGCAACAGCCCCCGCCGAACAACCACCGGCGCAGAGGGCGACAAAAUAAA